AUGUUACACGAAGCAAUACUUUUAGUAUUCUGCUUGUCGACGUUUGUUCUAGCGCAAAGAGAAGAUGUUGUGUUGUUAUGCAGAGAAAGGCACCUUGCCGCAUUUUGCAACAGGCUCGGAUCAGCUUGUUCAGAGCUCACGAACACUCCCAUACCACAACAGAUGGUUGGUGAUGAGUAUGUACUUCCGAUGCCCAUAUCAAGAUGUAUAGCUUCAGAAUACUAUUUGGCAAUUUGUUAUGUGGAAUACUCUCCCAAAUGGUGCAAUGCUUGGAAAGAGGAAUGCGGCGUUCAAAGCCCUAUAGGACAAUUCACGGAGGACGAGAAGCAAUGCAUAGAGAACAAAAAGUUUAUUGCCGUAUGCAAUGCUCGAUACGGCAGUGAAAACUGCGCAACAUGGGUCACGGGUUGCAAAAUACCGAGUAUGAAUGGCAACUUAGCGUUAGGCAACGAUGGAAGGACUUGCAUAACCACUCAGUGGGUUCUGUUAACGUGCACAUCAACAUUCGGUCAGGAAUUUUGCAUCAAACUUGAGCAGGUUUGCUGCUCCAUGUACGGCAUAUCUGUUCCACAGGGCACUUUCCAUGUUCUCCCAGAAGUUGUAACCAAGUGUAUUUCAUCAGAGAACUUUGUGGCUGUUUGUUAUGCCAAAUAUGGUCGCGGUCAGUGCCAGGCAUGGAUGCAAGAAUGCAGAAUAACAAGUUCACCAGCACAGUUGACUGACUCAGAGCGAAAAUGCAUGGAAAGCAGCAUGUUCAUUUCAAUGUGUUACAAUGAUUACGGUGCUCAGAAAUGCCUCGGCUGGAGUAAGAUUUGUAACGCAGUUGAUGCGUUCGGAAAAAUAAGUCUGGGAGACUCCGGGAAAGACUGUAUGAGAACACGAGACCCGAUAAUCAUGUGUAAAGCCAAAUAUGGUCCAGUGUAUUGCAAUCGGCUUGGAAGUGCUUGCUCUGAAUUGACUGGCAUUCCUAUUCCAGAGCAGAUGGCUGGGAACAUGUAUAAGCUACCAGAUCGCAUUCUCACCUGCGUAGCUUCAGAGUACUUCAUGGCAAUUUGCUAUGCUAGAUAUGGUGCCGAUGAGUGCAAUGUGUGGAAAAAAGAAUGCAAUGUUAAGAGUCCAGUAGACAAAUUGACACCUGACGAACAGCAAUGCAUGGAAAGCAAACGAGUACUGCAAAUAUGUUUAUCAACAUACGGUCUAGAAUUUUGUACUAAGAUAGAAGCGAGCUGCAUUGCGAAAGUUGGCCUGAUUUUUCCAAAUGACCCUGUUCACAUAUUACCAGCUAGUGUGACUGAUUGCAUAUCUUCAGAAAAUACAUUGCAGCUGAUGCCGUAUUCAUUUGCAAUGCAAAGUAUGGUUCUGCUUUCUGCAGCAGACUUGGAGCUGCUUGUUCAGAGCUCACCAAUACACCCAUUCCUCAAGCGACAGUUGGCGUUGAAUACACAUUGCCGAGCGCUAUCCUCAGUUGCAUUGCAUCUGCCUCGGAAAAAAGCCUCAUGA
Molecule: messenger RNA, 1500 nt
Organism: Anisakis simplex (herring worm)
Lineage: Eukaryota; Metazoa; Nematoda; Chromadorea; Rhabditida; Anisakidae
Source: the annotation of a GenBank genome assembly